UGUGAUGCCGUCAGAGGAAACGGGUGGUUGUGAGAACCACAGAGCCUGCAGAUGUGAGCCGGGAGCCCCGAGGACCCUGCAGCAGAGCUCAGAGACGCAGUCCUGCUUCCCCACCCGGCUGUACUUGACAGGACCACCUUGUCAGAGGUCUCUGAGGAGCACGGGGCUCCUGUCCCAUCCGCGGGGUACAGACCGCUUCCACAGGCAGAUGCCGAGCUCCUCAAAGCUCCCUGAAGACUCUCACAGGCCAAGAGGUUUCUAGGUGGCCUAGAACCAAGGACAUUGGCAGACUUCCAGAAGACUUUCCAUCCCACCCAGAGUUCCAACCUCUUCAGCUAAAGCAUGUGACUUAGCGGGGCCCCCACCCCAAGACUCUGAUGACAGGAAACCAAUUUCUCUUGGCGAUGUGCUCCUGAGUGUUCUUCUGAGGAACGAUGGGAAGUCAGCCCAGCAGGGGGAAAGCCCUUCCAAGUCCAAACUUCAGCCCGUGUGUGCAAGGCCAGGAUCCCGAGCCCAUGCAAGCAGAGAGGAGCCGGGCCAAGGCCGUGGCCCUGGGCAGUUUCCCAGUGGGCGAGCAGGCGGAGCUGUCGCUGAGACUGGGCGAGCCGUUGACCAUCGUCUCAGAGGAUGGAGACUGGUGGACGGUGCUGUCGGACGUCUCGGGCAGAGAGUACAGCAUACCCAGCAUCCACGUGGCCAGAAUCUCCCAUGGGUGGCUGUAUGAGGGCCUGAGCCGGGAGAAAGCUGAGGAACUGCUGCUGCUGCCUGGGAACCACGGAGGGGCCUUCCUCAUCCGGGAGAGCCAGACCAGGAGAGGCUGUUAUUCCCUGUCGGUCCGCCUCAGCCGCCCUGCCUCCUGGGACCGGAUCAGACACUACAGGAUCCAGCGCCUUGACAAUGGUUGGCUGUACAUCUCACCACGCCUCACCUUCCCCUCGCUCCUGGCCCUGGUGGACCAUUACUCCGAGCUGGCGGAUGAUAUCUGCUGCCUCCUCAAGGAGCCCUGUGCCCUGCGGAGGGCUGGCCCACUCCCUGGCAAGGCCAUACCCCCACCUGUGACUGUGCAGGCGACACCACUCAACUGGAAAGAGCUGGACAGCUCCCUCCUGUUCUCUGAAGCAUCUGCCACAGGGGAGGCGUCCCUCCUCAGUGAGGGGCUCCGGGAGGCCCUGAACUCCUACAUCAGCCUGACUGAGGACACCUCCUUGGACGAAGCCAAGGCCGAAAGCAGACGGCGAAAGGGGAACCAAGGCUGCAGCACCUAGGGCCCCAUCUCAGCUCAGCCUGAGCAAGCACCCGAGGCAAGGCUGCACGGAGGGGGAGGGAGGGCUGGGACACAGAGGCAUAUCCAGUGUCCCACCAGUAUCCUCUGUUCCUUCCCCUCUUAGUCCUAAGAAAUCACUUAACCUCCUCCUGGCACGAUGACUUGGCCUGCAACCUCUAGUUCAAGUCUAGAGCAGUUAAGAACAGGGCCAGGACUCCAAAAAGAGACCAGAUGUCCCCUGGGGUCUGACCCAGUCAGUUCCUGAGUUUGGGAUUUCCAGUGUCAUCUCCUGCCUGUCGAGAGUCAUUUUCCAUCCCACAACUCCUCCCACAAGGUAGAAAACCACCACCAGCAUCAAGGCGGAAGAAGUAACCAUUUAAAGAAAACUGACCACACCUCUUAAGGUGGACUGUGGCCUGGAAGGAACAGGAAAGCAGAGGGGAUAGGUGGCUUAAACAGCAGCAGAACCUGGGCUGGCCAGCUCCCACCUGACCGCCAUGCCAAGAGCAAGGCCUCUGACAGUCCAGGUCCUCCACAUCCCCGUUAAGCCCCUUCUCUGGACAGUCCUAGCUCUCAGGUCUGUUUCAUUGUGUGGCUCAUCCUUUGAACCUGACUAUGCUUUUCUGGCUACAGCAGUCUUGCCACCUUGUGGCCAAAUGCAAAAUGACACCAUCUGAGCCCAGCACACUGAGGCGAGGUUAUAGUCACAUUCCCUGGGCAGGGGCAUCAGAGGGUGGUGAGCCCUCGCUCCACAAAGUCAAGGCCACUGCCGGUACCAACUCCAGUCCUCCAUUUCCCUGCUGCCCAUGAAAGGAAAGGGGACUGGCUGAAGCUGCUAAGUGAGCAGAGAGAAGAGGGAAGAAGGAAGGGGAGGGGAGGCCACCUCUAUUGGGGAGGGGCCUCUAUUGCCCUACUGGGUUCUGAAGCUAGAGUGGAGGUGGGAACGGCUUUACCAGUAUCAUCAACAGGGUCUCAAUUAAAGAUCUGAUUUAUUCAAGUAUCUGAAAACAUUCUACAAUGAAAAUCGUUAUCAGAUGCUGCUUGUACUGUGCUAUGGACCAUGCACAUACUGCCAUACUGUUUUCAGAAGACUUGAAAUGCCCAUGAUUGGUAGUUUAAAAACUGUACACCUGAUGGAGAAGGAAGACAAUUUAAUGUUUCAUCCAGAUCCAGAGGUGCAGCAAAUUAAAGGACAGCUCCAAUUGGCAAACAGGUAUCUCAUGAUGGUCUCCAAGAAGAAACGGUUGGCGAUGGACAGUUCAAAAGUGCUUCUCCAAAAGGUGGAUGGUUCUUUAAAAAGUUUCAGGUCGCAACCCUUGCAGAAGACACUGACGCCCAACACACGGAUUCUCGGUCCAGGAAACAUGGGUCUUCCGGGUUCCACGUGGCUGGGGAGCCCCUACCAAUCAUGCUUCUGUGCUGUGACUAAGAGGGUCCUCUGGACCAGACAGGGAGCAGGCUGGGGCCGUGCACCAUCAGUCAUAGUGGAUGGCAGUGUAGAAGAUGAUCCAGAUGACCUAGAUGGGAAAGAAGCAAUGUUUAUAGGUCCCUUCACCAAGAGGGUCAACACAGGCUCCUACUCCACCAAACAAAAGUGUCCUAACAAAGUGCGCACGGUGGACUUCCUGGGGGCUAGCCAACGUGCGAGCUGCUUGGGGGCUUAUAUAAUUUCACUGAAAACAAGAUGUCUCCAGUAGAACCCAGGACCACCUUGCUGUGCUCCCAACGGACCCUGGACAAGUCUCUCCUCCUGCCAAACAUGCAAGGGCUUGAGUUACAGAUGUGGAAAUGAUGGAGGAAAAGUCAACUGUACUGCUAGCAAGGGUUAGAACUGGCAACACGUGAAAACGGAACUCACGUCAUACCCUGUCAGCUUCGUAUCAGAGCAGAGGUUCUCAAACCUGACUGUCCUUGGCAAUCUUCUGGGAUUUUUAAAAACAGAGAGAUGCCUAGGUGCCACCCCCCAGAGAUUCUGAUUUCAUUGGUCUGGGCUAGGGUCUAUAACUUUUAAAAUAUAACUUUGAGAUGUAAUUCAUUGUUCAUAAAGUUUACCUCUUUAAAGUAUAUACAAUUCAGAGGUUUUUCGUAUAUUCAGAGUUGUGAAAACAUUUUAGAGCAUUUUUGUUACCCUGGAAACAACCUAUUCCUGUUAUCAGUUACGUCCCAUUUCCCUUUCCACCCCUGUCCUAACGACCACUAAUCUACUUCUUAUGCAUAUGGGUUUGCCUCUUUUGAACAUUUCACAUAAACAGAAUCACAACAUGUG
Capra hircus (goat) is the source of this 3530-nucleotide messenger RNA. It is a transcript of the gene SLA2, whose product is annotated as Src like adaptor 2. The record is from RefSeq and is a predicted model, not a curated record. Lineage: Eukaryota; Metazoa; Chordata; Mammalia; Artiodactyla; Bovidae. The transcript is spliced from 8 exons. Gene Ontology annotation, molecular function: protein binding. Bases 435 to 1265 code for a protein of 276 amino acids.